Messenger RNA from Amborella trichopoda, 1814 nucleotides. Its product is annotated as mitotic checkpoint protein PRCC-carboxy-term protein. NCBI's taxonomy places the organism in Eukaryota, Viridiplantae, Streptophyta, Magnoliopsida, Amborellales, Amborellaceae. The record is from RefSeq and is a predicted model, not a curated record. Gene Ontology annotation, cellular component: nucleus.
AGAGAUUGCAUACUCUUAACUUGGCAUUUCUCAUGAGAAAGAGAGAUAUUGGAUCCCUUGUGUCUAACUUCAAAGAUGGAGAUAGAUAGAGAGAGAGAGAGAGAGAGAGAGUGCAUUCUCUCAUGACGUCCAAAAAUUUCUCAUAAGAGAGAGAGGCGUGUGCAUUCUCUUUACUUCUUAUUUUCUUACUAAAGUAUUUAUAGUUUAUACUCGCAGUAACAUCUGUAGUCAGAUACUUUUUCAAUGGCGUGAAAUCGCAUUGAUUCAAUCAAAUACUGGAACACCCCAUUUUCUCUCUUUGAAAAGAAGCCUAACCCACAACAAACACUGUCAUGGAUUCCUUGCUAGCCAGCUACGCUUCCUCCUCAGACGAAGAAGAAGAAAAACCAGAAGAAGAUCUCCCCUCCUCUAAAACCGCCUCCAGAUUUAGCGAAGAAGCCCCUUCCUCUAAACCCACCUCCAAUAUUCUCUCUCUUCCCCCUACCACCUCCAAAUUUGGUCCCCUUUCUCUCUCUUCUUCUGAACCCACCUCUAUCUUUUCCUCUCUCCCUCCCCCCAAAUCUAAUGCGGUGGAAUCAGACGUUCUCUCUAGACCCACCUCUGAAUCUAGUUCCCUUUCUCUGUCUAAUGCUAAGCCCACCUCCAGUUUCUCCUCCCUCUUCUCCUCUCUCCCUCCUCCCAAGUUUGAUGCAGACAAAGACGGUGCUCCAUCCACUUCCAGAAAUGGCCCCUUUUCUCUUUCUUCCAGUAAAACCUCCUCCGAUUCUACCCCUAAAUCCUCCUCUCUCUUCUCCUCUCUCCCUACUGCGAAAUUCAACGAUCCCUCUUUUUCCUCUUUCCCCAAAAAAGUCGUCCUGUUUACGCCUCCUUCUCCUUUCACUUCCCCUCCCUUAAAAACCCUAAAACAUGAUGGUACCAAGCAUGAAGGAGAAGAUGAUGAAGAAGACGACCUCAAAAAACCCUCUAAAUCCAGGACAAAAUCACCCCCCAAAACCCACUCUUCAGGAAUUACUUCUUUUCUCCCCCCACCAAAAAAUACCCUGGGGUUAGCGCCAUUGGGAAACAGUACUCAGAGAAGAUCUAUGAUAGAAACUGAAGCUCCUGCACCUGAUAAGAAUGCAACCAAUGUGGGUCUUUCAUCAGAUAAUAGUACAACCAAUAUGGGUUUUUCAUCAGAUAAUAGCACAACCAAUAUGGGUUUUUCAUCAGAGAGCUUGAAUUAUGCCUCAGAGGCUUAUGGUUCUCAAGAAACUGGUUACCCUAAUUGGGUUUCUUAUGAACAAGGUUCAGAGUAUAGUAGUGGUGAAUAUUAUGCAGGGAAUUAUGAGAAUUAUAGAAAUAAUGGUUCUGGGGUGGCAAAUUGGGCUGAUAACCAGCCUGAGUCUCUGGUUGAGAAUGUAAGUAAAUUAGAGAGAAAGAGGGGGAGGAAUGAGAUUCCCUUGAAUGUGAUUGAAGUGAAGCAAGAUCAGUUGAUUAGUAAAAGGCCAAGAGAGGACCAGGUCAAUCUAACUGGGAUUGCUUUUGGACCAGCUUAUCAGCCUGCUCCUUCAAACGCAGGAAAACCAUCAAAACUGCACAAAAGGAAACAUCAAAUCAGUUCAUUGUACUAUGACAUGAGACAGAAAGAGAUGGAGCUUGCUGAGAGACGGGCCAAGGGGCACCUUACCAAAGCUGAAACCCAGGCCAAAUAUGGGUGGUGAACUAAUUCCUCAUUUUUGCCAAAACUUCAAAAGUGUAACUUUGUUAACCAAAUUUUAAGUGAUGAAUAUUUAAUUUGAAAAUUUGUUUCAUGCGGGCUGGACCGUUUUUCUACA